CUAUAUCUUCAAAACAAUAUAGAGGCAGCUGAAGAAAAAGAAGAAUAAGAAGAAGAAGAAGCAGAGAAGAAAACAGACUUUCGUUGACAUAUGGCUAUGACUAAGCCUCAUUUCCAAGCAGAGAGAGAAGCAAUAAUCUUGCAGAAGGAAGGUCGCCGUGGCUACACCAUCAAACCCCGAGGGCUUACCAUUGUAUGGGGCAAUGAUGAGCGCUAUUGGAAAUUACCAAAGAUAGGCUCGAAUGAGCCCGUGGAGCUGCUUCAGGUUUCUUGGCUGGAAGUGACGGCCACAGUUGACUUAGAACCUGGGAAGGAUUAUGCAAUUAGCUUUGAAGUAGAACUGGCACCAGAUGCAUUUGGUUGGAGAGACAUACAAGCUUUCUUGAUGGCCAAGGUAGGGAAAAAAGGAAAGUACAAAUGGACAAAAGUUAAACUAGCGCAGGAUUCAAAUGCAGGCAGAUUCACAAUUCCUGAUUCAAACGGCCUGCCAUUUACAAUUAAAAGUGCUGGCACGACCGAUUCCGACAACGUGCUUCAUUUUGGUCUGUAUGAAGUCUGGAGUGGAAAAUGGAAGGGAGGCUUGAAAAUUUAUGAAGCAAAUGUCGAAGAUGUGACUGGAAAAUGAGCUCAGUUCACUCAGUCUUUUCUAUUACAUGUAUGCAUAUGUAUUGAAAUACAUAUUUUCUACUUUGAGUUUUAUGUAUGUGAUGACUAAUAUUAAUAAUGAGAACGGAACUCAUGUAGGGUCAUUUGAGAAGGAUCGUUUACUGGCAUGAAAUAUUUAAUAUCUCUGAGCAUGAAUUUGUAAAUGAAUAAAGGCUUUCUUAUGUA
Prunus dulcis (almond) is the source of this 830-nucleotide messenger RNA. Its product is annotated as protein PHLOEM PROTEIN 2-LIKE A9. The coding region runs from base 91 to 624 and encodes 177 amino acids. The record is from RefSeq and is a predicted model, not a curated record. The transcript is spliced from 3 exons. Lineage: Eukaryota; Viridiplantae; Streptophyta; Magnoliopsida; Rosales; Rosaceae.